Cotesia congregata is the source of this 1662-nucleotide messenger RNA. The record is from the annotation of a GenBank genome assembly. Lineage: Eukaryota; Metazoa; Arthropoda; Insecta; Hymenoptera; Braconidae.
AUGUCCUGUGAUAUUAGAGAAGAAAUAUCUGGAGCCGAAUAUUCGAUGGCUCGAUUGUCUGUGGUGAAUUCAGGUGCAAAUUGUGCUGAUGUUGAUACUGACGCAGAAACUCAGAUUGCGAAGAAACCUUACGUAAGAAGUAAAGGUGAGACUCGUGGACAAAAAUUGUCAGGGUUGACACACGAGUGUGGAGUAUUUGGUUGUAUUGCUGCAGGUGACUGGCCCUCUCCGAUUGAUGUUGGUCAAGUUAUUUGUCUAGGAUUAGUAGCAUUACAACACAGAGGGCAAGAAAGUGCUGGGAUAGUAACUAGUGAAGGAAUCUGCGCCAAGUCAUUCCGCGUUCACAAGGGUAUGGGAAUGAUCAAUAACAUCUUCAACGAUGACAGCAUGAAGAAACUCGUUGGUAAUCUUGGCAUAGGUCAUACGCGGUACAGUACCAGCGCAGCUAGUGAGGAAGUAAACUGUCAACCUUUUGUUGUCCAUACUGCUCAUGGAGCUCUGGCUGUUGCUCACAACGGAGAGCUCGUCAACACAGAAUCGCUUAGGAAAAUGGUACUUGGUAGAGGUGUUGGAUUAUCCACGCAUUCAGACUCCGAAUUAAUAACACAAGCGUUGUGUCUAAAUCCUCCAGAAGGUGAAGUAAAUGGUCCCGACUGGCCAGCUCGUAUAAAACACCUGAUGCAAUUAGCUCCGUUGUCUUAUUCUUUGGUAAUUAUGCAGAGAGAUAAAAUUUACGGUGUAAGAGAUCCGUAUGGCAAUCGUCCACUUUGCAUUGGGAAAAUUGUUCCUGUAGGUAAACUAGCGGGAAAUGAUUCUGAUGACGACGAAGACGCUGAUGGCUGGGUAAUUUCAUCAGAAUCAUGCGGUUUUUUAAGUAUCGGAGCGCGGUUGGUUCGUGAAGUAUUUCCUGGUGAAAUUGUUGAAUUAACUAGAGAAGGAAUAAAGACUAUUGACAUUGUCGAGAGGCCUGAUAAGAAAGCUCAGGCGUUUUGUAUAUUCGAGUAUGUUUACUUUGCACGAAGUGACAGUAUUUUUGAAGGUCAAAUGGUGUAUUCAGUAAGAAUGCAAUGUGGUAGAGUCCUAGCAAUUGAAUCUCCAAUAGAAGCAGACAUUGUAAGCUCAGUACCUGAAUCAGGAACAGCUGCAGCGCAUGGAUAUGCUCUCCAGUCCAAAAUUCCCUUCGCUGAAGUGCUUUGCAAAAAUAGAUACGUCGGGAGAACGUUUAUUCAACCUAGCACGCGGUUAAGGCAGCUUGGAGUUGCCAAAAAAUUCGGAGCACUCUCAGAGAAUUUCAAAGGAAAAAAACUCAUUCUUAUUGAUGAUUCAAUAGUAAGAGGAAAUACUAUUGGUCCUAUUAUAAAACUUCUGCGAGAUGCUGGCGCUAAAGAAGUACACAUACGAAUCGCAUCUCCACCAUUGAAAUACCCAUGCUACAUGGGAAUAAAUAUUCCAACUCGUGAAGAGUUGAUAGCAAAUAGACUAGACAGCAUAAAACUUGCGAAGCAUGUUGGAGCUGACUCACUGGCGUAUUUAUCCGUCGACGGACUCGUAGCUGCGGUCAGGAAUGGGAUGGAUAAUCGCCACAGCAGUUACGUUGGUCACUGCACUGCUUGUUUGACUGGCGAAUAUCCAGAUGAACUGCCCAGUGACCUUGUCUGGUGA